ACAGAAACCCACAAAAAAAAGUCAACUGAUUCUGUUCACAGCUUCCCAUUACAGCCGGGCUUCUCUUUUUGUACUUCAGCUUCAGAUAAUAAUUAAUAUAUAAACAAACAACUUCUUGCGCGUUUUUAAUCUUUGAGCUGCAGCUUCUCUUGGCCAGAUGCAGAGAGUGAUAUGACAUCUUCAGAGGGAGGAGAAACGAAUGAGAGCAUGUAAGAGAGGAAGAGAAAUUAACAGGAUAUAGGUGUGCACCGCAUGUAUGAGUGUGUAGAUUUGUAGAUGUGCAGUUUGGUGUUGGUGGUCGGAGCCUGCAGUCACUUUACUCCGAAGCUCAUAUCUCUCGUGCAACACUGAAAGACAGAGAGAACAAGAAAGGGGAAGAACAGAGCUGUGUUAAACUUUCCGGUCCAGAUACACGCAAGAUUACCUCAGCAAAACACCAAACAAACAGAAAACAAGCAAAAAGCAAAGAAUUCGUUUGGCCGACUACUUUCUAUAAAUGAGUCUGGAUGCUUUCUGCAUUUUCGAUCACAUUCACAAGCCUCAAAAGUGGAUCAUCAAGGAAAACAGAAGCUCAGUUGAGCACAUACUUUAUACAAGCUUCUACAUUGAGCGACUUUCCACCUAGCGUGCACAUCAUGGGGCUCAUCUUAAGAAAUCUGCUACUGUUUCUUGUUCUCGGGCCCUGUUUCAUGUCCACCGGUGCACAAGAGUUUACAGCGACAGAUGAAAAUAUCACCACCUCAUUACCUAAUAAUGUCACCGUGGAAGACACAACUGUUCUGUCAUCAUUUUAUCAUUUCACUGAUGAAACCAUCAGUUCUGCACCAGUAGAUCCGGUCACAGAUGUCCAAACAGAACCAGUCACAUAUGAUCUGCAGACCACACUUGCGAGCACCACAGGCACCAUGCAGGACACAACAACUAUGAAUACUACACCACUCGAUCCUGUUAUUGAAGAAACAACACCAGAAUCUGCUUCUGAAACAAUGGCAACAGCUCAAAUUCAGCAGACCACAAUGACCAGCACUACUCUGCCUGUUUUUAUAGAAACAUCAAUGACUGAACAGAAAACCCCAGAAGCCACAACCACAAGUCAGUUUGAAACAACUGUUGCCUUCAAUGUACCAAUGCUGACCAGUCCUUCAGAACGUCCAAUGGAUUUCAUCACAACAGGAGCUUUGGCCAUGACGACGUCUGAUUCAACAGAAGAUCCCAAAACCACAACCAACAUGACUGAACCUUCUACAGAUGGGACUACGAUCAUAUUGUUUGACUCUGUGGACACCAGCAUGACAACCUCCACUGAAACUCCAACAUCCACUUCACAAUUGACUGAAAGUGAUGCUAUUACAAUUGAAGUGUUAAAUAACAACACAGUCUCUGAAGUUUUCAUGCCUGUCACAAGUGGUGUAAACGUUGAGCAAAGUACUUUUCAUGAAGAAACCAACUGGUUAUUAAUAAUCAUAGUGUGUGCAAUCGUUGCCUGUGUGCUAUGUGUUAUCGUGAUACUGUUUAUACAACAGCGAAAGAAAAAGGCCUCUCAGACAUUUGGCCCAGCGUACAUGAAUGGACAAAGCAAACGGUCUAAGAAGAAAAAAGGGGAGGUGGAUGAUGGGUGGGCGGGACCUGUGAAUCUGGAGGCGGGAGCUGAUUGUGACGCUGACGUCCAGGAGGCUCUUCUGCAUAAUGAUGAGAAAAAGGAUGGAGACGAUGUGGUGCUCAGUACAUUCGCCACCCUGGAUGAAGAUGCCAUGUCUGAUGGAGGAGUGGGUGGAGAAGGAACCAAAGAGGCUAAGAAAUGGGAGGAGCAGGAACCUAUGCCUUUUAUUGAUGAGGAUGUGGAUGAAAACAAGGCGGGAAAAACACUGUCAGGAAAUGAGAGUUCGAAGGGAGACGGGAAAAGUGAAGAGAACAUGAAUGGAGGAGAAACGUUCUGUCUUACCACGGCUGUCUAAAAGUCUUCUGUUCGGAAUCUGUAUCUUGUAUGUAUGUAACGGUGCGAUAAACAUGGACUAUAUAUUACACAUCUGUAUAUUAUUUGAUUAUCAUAGUUCAUUAUGAUGAAUGAUGUUAUAAAAUUCUUGCUGAUUCUAUUCCAGAUUUGUGUAUAAUAUUGCAAGGCACAGGUAACAAAACACUCAGUAGUGUGAACGUAUGAGGUACAACUCAUCAACUUUUAAAGCUAGCAUCUUUCUGUUGAUCAAUACAGUAUAUUACCCAUCUGAAUGAUUUGCUAUAUUUUCAUUUGAAAAUCUUUAGCAGUUGUGUCAAUUGCUAUUGAAAUUUAGCAAACAAUAGGGGGGAAAUGUUCUCAACACUCAAAUACAACAUUUCUGAAUGAAUUAGAUAUAUAAUAAAAAUGCAUCUAUUCAAAAUGUUUGCUAUCAAUGUGGACUUUACCUGCUUUAUCCAAUCAUACAGUCAUACUAAUUACAGCAUGCAAUGUUAAUCUUUAAAAUAACCAGGCAGCAAAGAUUUUCUGACAUUGUGAGAAUGAAACCACAAUAUUCAUCCAUUCAUUUUCUUUUUGGCUUAGUCCCUAUAUUAAUCUGGGGUUGCCACAGUGGAAUGAACCACCAAAUUACACAGCAUAUGUUUUUACGCAGUGGAUGCCUUUCCAGAUGCAACCCAUCACAGGAAAACACACUCAUUUACACAUAUAACCUACAGACAAUUUUAGCUCACCCAAUUCACCUGUACCACGUCUUUGGACUUGUGCACUACCUACUGCGCCACCGCGUCGCC
This is a messenger RNA of Danio aesculapii, 2745 nucleotides long. RefSeq lists its product as uncharacterized. NCBI's taxonomy places the organism in Eukaryota, Metazoa, Chordata, Actinopteri, Cypriniformes, Danionidae. The coding region runs from base 507 to 1955 and encodes 482 amino acids. The transcript has 2 exons. The record is from RefSeq and is a predicted model, not a curated record.